This is a messenger RNA of Chaetomium fimeti, 1391 nucleotides long. RefSeq names its product nuclear pore complex assembly-domain-containing protein. The coding region runs from base 1 to 1023 and encodes 340 amino acids. The record is from RefSeq and is a predicted model, not a curated record. The transcript has 2 exons. Lineage: Eukaryota; Fungi; Ascomycota; Sordariomycetes; Sordariales; Chaetomiaceae.
AUGCCAGUUUUUGUUGACUCUUGCAUCAAUCGGGUCACCGGAGCUUCACCUCCAUUCUUUCGUGCGACGAAGCUCGACCAGCGGCGGUUCAGGUUGCCACUCCCGGAACUCACCUCUACCGCGAAAAUGCUAGAUUUCUCACAAUUUGCCGCCGCGUUCCCGACCGACGGGCCGAAGCCGUACGACCAAAAUGGCGUGCGGGAGAUCGAGACCUUCCGCAAGUCAUUCGAGGGCGUCUUGUUUAUCGACCGUGUUAUGAAAGCGCUAGGGGUUAGCGAGGGCAAAGCAUACCCUCCCCGAGGCGACAGCGGGCUGCGCGCGUUGCACAAGCAGAUCUGUGACACCAAGGUCUCGCCGCACGCCAAGCUCUCCGUCUUCUACUACCUCCUGCUCGACUACGACGAGCUGCGGGGCGCGCGGUCCGACCUGGCCGAGGCGCUGGCCGAGGAGUCCGGGCUGCCGCCGAACUACCAGCUGCUGAUGCGCGGCCUGUGGCACAUGGACCGCAAGGAGUUCAAGUUCGCGCUCGAGCACCUCGCCCACCCCUCCCUGCCCUCCGAGUUCGCCGACGACAUCAUCACCGUGCUCGUGCGCCACGCCAAGGCCGACGACUACAGCCUGCCGCUGGCCUACUACCACACCACACAACCAGUCCUCCAGACAUCCGAGGCGCUCGAACUGCUGUUCGGCGCGCUGGCGCGCACGAGCGUGGCGGAGGCGCUGUACUUCUCGCGGGCGCGCCCCGAGCCCGCGCGGCAGCAGCUGUUCGAGCGGCUGGUGGCGUCGGUGCUGGAGCACCCCGAGGCGGCGGGGGCGCGCGGCAAGGAGCUGGUCAGCCUGCCGCUGACGGGGGCCGAGGAGAAGUGGUUCCAGGAGUACGUGGCCGGCGGCGGCGAGGGCCGCAAGUCCAAGAACGCAAAGGCCGUCGCGCAGAUGCGGCAGGUCGUCACGGGCCGCCACCGCGGGCCGAUGCCCGUGGGCGGGUUGGGCGGUCAGGGGACUGGUGUUCGGGCGGGCCGGUGAAGCCUGGGCGUGUGAAGCGAAGUCACGGGGUUGUGAAUUGUUGUUUGGGGAAAUGGAUGGCGGAUUGGGCAUAGCGAUGGCGUUUAGGAUUUAAAUGGAAUACCAUGGUGUUAAAAACGUCAAGGCUCCGCGUUUCGCCUUCUGGGCUUCGCCGCCAUAUCUUAUGGUACUACUAAGACUCACACUCUGUCCUGAAUAAGUAUUACGGCCAACGCUACAUUGGAGUUUUGAAACGUAUACUUAACAUUUACUAGUGAGAUUCAGGCCCGGUGGUGGAAGGUGGACAUGGUAUCGUAAACUCUGCGCCAUCGGUAUACGUAGGUACAUUCUCUUUCGAAAAUUAGAGUCAGUAUAUAGGUAAUUAUGUC